UCCCGUUGCCAUUGGUUAUUGGACGUGGUUCCGAAGCUGGUAAACGCCAGCGAACGCGUGAGAAAAUCCCACAAACCCAGUGUCAGUACGAUGUGAAAAAUCGCGAACCACGCUCGAGAAGCAGCGCGGCUCACACACAGCUAAAGACGGACGAUCGCACAUGGCUAAAGCGACGAGAUGUCCAUAGAUGGGGGAAUACCUCCGCCGCAGCGCAUGCAAAUAUAAACACCAUCUUUAUUUUGGACCUGGUGAUAUACUUUUAAAUUUAUUCUUACAAAAAGCAAACAAAGUGGAGGUCUUCUGUUGAGGUGAUGGGGAAAAUUCCAGAAAUGGCAAAACUAGCAAAGUCAGAAAGUGUAAAGGUCAUUGUACGGUGCCGUCCCAUGAGUGAACGGGAAAUUCAAGACGGCCACGAAAGGGUGGUCGAGCUGUACCCUGAACGAGGUGUCAUUGAAAUUCGCAACCGAAAAGCUGCAGAUGAUGAAGCCGUUAAACAGUACACUUUCGACGCUGUCUACGAUUGGAAUUCCAAACAGAUGGACCUCUACGAUGAGACAUUCCGGCCACUGGUUGAUUCUGUACUCGAGGGAUUCAACGGCACCAUUUUUGCUUACGGUCAGACGGGCACGGGAAAGACAUACACGAUGGAAGGUGUCCUUAAUGAUCCUGAGAAACAAGGUGUUAUCCCACACUCUUUUGAGCACAUCUUCAGCCAUAUUGCCAGGUCCCAAAAUCAGCAGUACCUCGUGAGAGCAUCGUACCUAGAGAUAUACCAAGAAGAGAUCAGAGACCUCAUAGCUAAAGACCAGACAAAGAGGCUAGAACUCAAGGAAAAGCCUGACACUGGAGUAUAUAUUAAGGAUCUUUCAUCGUUUGUAUGCAAGAAUAUCAAGGAGAUUGAACAUGUUAUGUCUAUAGGAAAUCACAACAGAUCUGUAGGGGCUACGAAUAUGAAUCUUCACAGUUCAAGAUCACACGCUAUUUUCAUUACAACAGUGGAACAUAGUGAUCUUGGGCCAGACGGAAAGCACCAUAUCCGAGUGGGCAAGCUCAACUUGGUCGACCUCGCGGGCAGUGAGAGGCAGAACAAGACUGGGACGGUUGGGGAACGUCAGAAAGAAGCCAUUAAGAUCAACCUCUCGCUUUCUGCACUAGGAAAUGUUAUUUCAGCCUUGGUAGAUGGGAAGAGCUCACACAUUCCAUACAGAGAUUCGAAGCUCACGAGGCUCCUUCAAGAUUCCUUGGGAGGUAACUCAAAGACAGUGAUGGUUGCCAACAUUGGCCCUGCAAGCUACAACUACGAAGAAACUCUGACCACAUUAAGGUAUGCAAGUCGAGCCAAGAAUAUUAAAAACAAGCCACACGUUAAUGAGGAUCCGAAGGAUGCGCUACUGCGAGAGUUCCAGCAAGAGAUAUCGAGGCUAAAAGAGCAGCUCGCAUCCCGUGACGUAAAGAAGAAGAGGAAGCGGACUUCCAGGGAAGUCUCUUCGGGAUCGGAAGCUGAAAAUGAUGACGAAGAGGAUGCUUCGAUGCAACUACAAAGGAAAUUAGAAGAGGAGAAAAAUGCUAUCCUUAAUGACCACAGUCUUAUAGCAGAGGAGAAAGAAAGGCUUCUAAACGAGGUGCAGAAACGACAGGAGCAGCUCUCCCAAGAGCAAGAAGCAACUGAUAAACUAGCACAGAAAGUUACAAGCUUAGAGAGCAAGCUCCUUUCUGGUGGAAAGAACAUCGUUGAUCACACAAAUGAACAGCAGAGGGCACUGGAGCAGAGAAGACAAGAGAUUGCAGAACAAAAGCGCCGAGAGAGGGAGAUGCUGCAAAAGCUCGAGGUCCAAGAAGAAGGAGCUAGUGAAAUUAAGGAGACCUAUAGUUCUCUUCAACAAGAGGUGGAGAUUAAGACAAGGAAACUUAGAAAGCUUUUUGCGAAGCUUCAGUCUGUCAAGACCGAGAUACAAGACCUCCAGGAGGAACAUUCCAAGGAGCGUCGAGAGUUGGAGCAAACGCAGAAUGAGCUUACAAAAGAGCUUAAGUUGAAGUACUUGAUCAUCGAGAAUUUUAUUCCCCCGGAAGAAAAAAUUCGGAUUCUUUCGAGGGUAGUCUACGAUGAGGAUGAUGACCAGUGGAGACUGGUCCCGAUAUCAGAAAUUCCGGGAUCUCAGCAGCCCCUGAAGAGGCCUGUCUCAUCUGCUGGAAGUCGAAGACCAGUAUCCGAGUAUGCCAGGGCAGCAGCAGCUUCAGCGGGAAGAAGAAGUCUGCGAUAUAAGGGUGAAAAUAUCCUACAAGUUGAACUGGAUAUGCCAACAAGAACAACUAGAGAUUAUAAUGCACCUUCUGUUGCACCACACUUGAGGGCAGCUUUGGAUGAUGCACUCAAAGAAGAAGAGGAUCUAGACAUUGAUGCUAGCUUAAGCAUAUUUCAACUCGAUAAGAGUGUCAAAGCAAAGUGGAAGGGUCGAAGCCAGAGUUCCCGGUCAAAGUCUGCCCGUCCCACUAAGUCAGCCGAAGCAAGAGGAACAAGCGAGAAUGGCGAGGGGAACUACCCAGAGUCCCGAGGCUUGGUGCCCAAGUGAAUGUCGGAGCCCCUACAGAACCCAUACAAGGCAGCCCUAGCCCUGCUAGUAGUGCAAGCACUCCUCUUCCUAGCAGCAUACAUUGAGGUCGCAUGGUGACACGAGGAUAUUACUGUUCUACGAUGUAUUGCGCUAUUUUGAAACAGAGUUGCUACUCAUGUCAGCAGGCCAAAGUCGAUCUACCUGGAAAACAGUCGAAAGCAAAGCUGAGGCAUCACUUGCAGGGUAUUCCAGUAACCGCGUCAAGAAAGUUAAGAGGGCUCUCUCCAUUGGGUCCGCAGUGUUUUGGGCGUAGAAUGUACUGUGGUGACUAGCUAGCUUAUCAGUUAAAAUAUUUAGCUAACAAAUAAUUCAGGUUCAUUACAUUAACUGAAGUCCACUCAAAAAUGUAAUGCCAAAAUGUUACAUGACAUUUCUGAGGUACCGGCCACAUAAACAAUCGGAAAGACCCGAUGGAAAUAUAUGCAAUCAAGGACGUUUAUCUGUAGGAAACUUUCGCCACAUACUACAAGUAACUUUAUCAAAUUUUAUUUGAAAGAAAUUUAAUUUUGUGUGUUGAACUCCAAGCUUGACAAAGUCAGCAUAAUGAGUUUUUAUUUUAUUUUUUUUACAGAAAAGGAAAACACAUUUCAGACUUACCCCAUUCCAUUACAAAAUCCAGACCCACUGCAAUGGUAAAUUGUAGACUUUGCAAAUUUCAGAGUUGAAUUCAAUAAAUUAAAUUACUUUGAUUUAAAAUUUGAUAAAAUGACUAGUAGUAGGUAAAAGUUCCUUACAGGUAAAUUAUCAUCACAAAUUGUGCUGUGGCAUGCUUUUUCAUCAAAAAUUUGUUUACGUGGUUACUGAAAUACCCUGUGCGAAAACAAUGAUUCGGUUUACCCCAGUUCUGCAGCUCUGUAACCUAACUAAGAUGCAUGAGCAUGCACUAGCAACUCUGUCUGAAGAUACGUACACCACAGGCUUAUUAAUUGGUUGACUCAGAACCCCACUUAACUUGGAAUAACUUGGCUUUGAAUUAACGCAGUAUAUUUGUGCGUGAUUAUGUUGAACAUUAGCCUUGACAUAUUGUCGAUUGAUACAUAUUGAACAAGGGGUAUGAGACAACUACAAUGCUGUUGAGCUCAGGAUGUACACCACAAGUACACAGCUCCGUGCUAUCAGCAUGUCUAUCCUCGAAACUGUCCUUAGAUGUGUGAUGCAUGUAUCGCAAAUGUGACAAUAGCUCUACAAACAAACCCAGUUCUUGCCAAGCACACACCAUAUUGUUUGCGGAUAUACGUGGUGAAAUCCCGCUAACGUUCCUUAAACCUCACACCAUUGAAGAUGUUGCAGAUGCUUUUCAACGGUGCAUAUUAGCUCCUUCGAGUAACCUCGGACAUAUGUACUUACUGCAGAAUGUUAGGCAAACAAACAGUGAUAGUGAUAGCAGCACUAGCCUGAUAAUGUCAUUGCAUUCAGGGAAAAAGCAAAGUCCUUUUGGUAAAGCACCUUAGAAACCCUGGAGAUAACUAAGCAGGCACUCAUAAAUGGGUGUAGAAAUUGCAACAUUGAUUAUUAUGAAAUGUGGUAUCUGCGUUCUGCCGUAGCUUUUGUUAAUUGCGUAUACGGUAUCAAAAUACAGUUGUGGGACCCCGCUCUGAUGCACCAGAUUGGAGUGACUAUGAUUCCAUGGUGUGAGUGAGCUUGUACAAUGAACAAUAGGAAGAGUAUGUUUAUGGAUCUGCAGUCAAAGUAUUUGCUGUGCUUAGUACCAGACUAAGGCUUGUACAGUGAAUACCACACCAAUACUACCUACAUGAUAGAAGUAAAUUGCAAAACUGCUUCUGCGCUGCAUGUCCAUAUUGUACCCACAACUUUACUGUGCUUGGUAUUGCUGAAGUGAAGUGUGAUACAUGCUCUGCAUAAGUAUUUUUCCAUUCUGAUGUUACAUAAAGGAGAGAUGGGGUAGCAUGGGCUGAUAAACCGAUAUUUUGAAGCAAUGCUGGGAGAUAACAUGACUUAACAAGGUGUGUUAGAUUAAUAAGCAAUGUAUUCUCAUUUGCAGUUUCGUACACACACAUUUGAGGCAGGUUGCACUAGACAAUACUGAAUUGCAUUUUAGUAGCAUUGACAAUGCUUCGAGUGCAGUAGGAUUGAAAUGGUAUAGUUGAAUGGCUGUCUAGGUUAUAUUUGUGUUCCUGUGAACAAUACCGAAAUCCUUCAAAAUAUCGGAAAGCAGAAAAUCCAGUGAGGGUGAAUUCAAGCAGAAGCCUCAGCACAGAUACUGUUCUUCUACCGAGCGCAGCACAGGAACAGUCUUUGUUCAAAAUCUCGUCUGCUUCAGAACUGAGGCUUCUGCUUCAAUCAGCUUUGAAAUCUCUUUUGUAAUGGUGUGUUAUUUAUUGAUUUAUUUAUUCAGAAGUGUUGGACCAUCAUAUCAUAACGGUAUGAUAUCGUGAUAUAUUUAACAGAGGUAUUUUGAUUUGUUUAUAUCGUGCAUGGAUGGUUACCUGUGAUCUAACAAGAUAAGCGGUGACAGUUUUGCGGUUACCGUGAAUGCUGGCAGAACAAAGAUGGACGUCAUUCCAGACACUUAUUUGUUAAUUUUUGUUUAUUUCUUUGUGCUCACACAAGAUUAAACUUGACUUUGCUUAAUGUA
This is a messenger RNA of Ornithodoros turicata, 5208 nucleotides long. RefSeq names its product kinesin-like protein KIF3B (gene Klp68D). Gene Ontology annotation, biological process: microtubule-based movement; mitotic spindle organization; spindle elongation. The transcript is spliced from 22 exons. Gene Ontology annotation, molecular function: microtubule motor activity; microtubule binding; ATP binding. The record is from RefSeq and is a predicted model, not a curated record. The coding region runs from base 312 to 2570 and encodes 752 amino acids. Gene Ontology annotation, cellular component: microtubule associated complex. NCBI's taxonomy places the organism in Eukaryota, Metazoa, Arthropoda, Arachnida, Ixodida, Argasidae.